UGUACGCCCCCCAUCCCUUCCCCUGCCCCGGUUCCCGCUCCUAGCAGGGACCUUUCGGCAGUCACUUAGGGACGGGGAACUCCGCGAAGUUGUUUCCCCCUCUUUGUUCCAAUCUUUGUCGGGCGUGCCUGCUGCUGCUCGAUCUGCCAAGGUGGGCUCUGACUCCUGAGCAGAGCCCAGCAGAGACUCCAGAGCAGAGGGCUAGAGAGAAAAGUGACCCCAGAGGGGGUCAGGCAGGAAGAAAGCCUAAACCAGCCUGUCUCCAUCCCACUGUGGGACCCAAGGAUGCCCGGGAUACCCAGAUCAGUGUCUCCUCUCGCUCUGUCCUUCGAACUCCUGUGGGACUCGCAAAUUUCAUGUAGGGAAAUGAGCACACUGCCAGUAAACCAGCCUGGAUUCGGGUCUAGGUAGGGUCAUCUAUAGCUGGAAGGGACGGACUUCAGUGACCAUGGAGGCUACUCCACCGCAACAUUUUACAGUGGUGGAAACCGAGGCCCACAAAGGUCAUUUAUUUAGGUCUUUUCCAGUCAUGGAUCCAUUUUCCUUUGAUUACUCAGAACCGGGGAAUUUCACAGACCUCAACUGGACAUGCACCAAUGGAGACUGCAUCACUGUGGACACCAUCAUGUGCCCCAGUGCAACAGGCCGAAACAUCCUGUCGUAUACCCUUUCCAUCUUUUAUAUUUUCAUCUUUGUUGUUGGCAUGAUUGCCAACUCUGUAGUGGUCUGGGUGAAUCUCCAGGCCAAGACGACAGGUUAUGAAACUCACCUGUACAUCCUAAAUUUGGCCAUCGCUGACCUGUGUGUGGUCGUCACCAUCCCCAUCUGGGUGGUCUCCUUGGUCCAGCACAACCAAUGGCCCAUGGGAGAACUCACCUGUAAGAUCGCUCAUCUCAUCUUCUCCAUCAACCUCUUUAGUAGUAUCUUCUUCCUGACCUGCAUGAGCGUGGACCGAUACCUCUCUGUGACCUAUUUCACCAACACCAGCAGCCACAAGAAAAAGGUUGUCCGCAGGCUCAUCUGUAUUCUUGUGUGGCUACUGGCCAUCUGCGUGUCACUGCCAGAUGCUUACUAUCUGAAAACUGUCACAUUGGCUGCCAACAAUGAAACGUACUGCCGGUCCAUCUAUCCAGAGCACAGCAUCAAGGAGUGGCUGCUGGGCAUGGAACUGCUCUCCGUGGUCCUGGGUUUCAUCAUCCCUUUCUCCAUCAUCGCUGUCUUCUAUUUUCUGCUGGCCAGAGCAAUCUCAGCCUCAGGCGACCAAGAGAAACACAGCAACCAGAAAAUCAUCUUCUCCUAUGUCGUCGUCUUCCUCAUCUGCUGGCUGCCCUAUCAUGCUGUGGUGCUCCUAGACAUCUUCUCCUUCCUCCACUUUAUUCCCUUUAGCUGUCAGCUGGAAAACUUCCUCUACACGGCUCUGCACGUCACCCAGUGUCUGUCCCUGGUGCAUUGCUGUGUCAACCCAGUCCUCUAUAGCUUCAUUAACCGAAACUACCGGUACGAGCUGAUGAAAGCUUUCAUCUUCAAGUACUCAGCCAAAACGGGUCUCACCAAACUCAUAGAUGCGUCCCGAGCAUCAGAAGCAGAGUACUCCGCGUUGGAGCAGGGCGCCAAAUGACCGGGGAGGUCUGUCCCCAAAGACAUCCUUUAGAACUUCUGUGCUUGACUUUCGCAGGGCACAGAAGAAAGCUAAACCGGCUUCUAGUUGGGUGGAACCAUUCCUAUGGAGUCAUCUGUUUGUUUCUUCUCAGUGCCUAUGUAUGUGUCCAGCCCCAACCAUGGAAAAGGAAAGUUUUGCAUCCAACAGAGCCUCUGUGUGCUGUUGGAGAUGUCAUACUCCAAUUGAAGAUGUUGUGAGAGAGUGCUCCAGAGUUCACUGUAUAUUUUGUAUGCUAUAUUGUAUUUAAGACCGAAGACUUCUUUUUAUUUUCUGGUUAGCAGUGUAUCUGAAUACAUUGUAUUUGAAAGUUAAAUAUAUUUUUAUCUCCUAUUUGAAAUAUAAAGUUGACCUGUGUAUCCAGAGUGAUGUAGUUUAAAUGUCUGCAUGGCAUCAUUUUUGACUGUUCUAUGACUAAGGAUGACUUUCAUUGUUAACUGUAUGGAAAAUAUAUGUAUAUAAAUAUCUAUCUAUCUACCUAUCUAUCUAUAUAUCUAUCUAUAUAUGUUGGUCUUGAUUGAAAUGUUUUAUUUACAAUAGCUUUAUAUGUGUAUGGUGGUAUACACCAGCAUGGGGCAUGGAACAUGAGCUGUUUGCUUUAAAAUGUAGCCUGUGGCAUGAACAGUAUUGUAAAGUUAGGCUUAAUGCAAGACCUUGGAUCCAAGUGGUUACUAGAUCCACAGAAGGAACAGAGAGGGCUUAUUGCAGAAAGUUCUAUUUGUAACUUAUUUUUUAAAAUAAAAGUCUUUGUUCCAAAGGCA
Messenger RNA from Vombatus ursinus (common wombat), 2418 nucleotides. RefSeq names its product atypical chemokine receptor 3 (gene ACKR3). The coding region runs from base 449 to 1618 and encodes 389 amino acids. The record is from RefSeq and is a predicted model, not a curated record. The transcript is spliced from 2 exons. Gene Ontology annotation, molecular function: chemokine binding; coreceptor activity; G protein-coupled receptor activity. Gene Ontology annotation, biological process: vasculogenesis; angiogenesis; G protein-coupled receptor signaling pathway. NCBI's taxonomy places the organism in Eukaryota, Metazoa, Chordata, Mammalia, Diprotodontia, Vombatidae. Gene Ontology annotation, cellular component: membrane.